UAAAAAAAAAAAAAAUAAUAAUAAGAAAAUGACGUUGGAUAACAUACCACCAGCGUAUGGGUAUUCUCCCGAAAGAAGCGAUUCACUUUUACAUCGUACACAUCAGGAAGACCAUGUACCUGUGUCCAUGGAAGAAAGUGGCUAUACCACAGGUCUGACAAAACACACCGAUACCUUUCGUAAACGUACCCAUCAUUUAAAAAGAGUCGACUUGGACGAGUACGAUAGUUCAGAUAUUGACUUGUUUGACCACAAGUCGUCUAAAUUCAGACAACGUAAAGACAUUCUCAAACGAGCAUCGCUUAAACGAGAUGCCUAUAUUGUCUUGGCCAUCACUCUGUGGGCUGCUUACAUUCGUCUCUACAAGAUUGCUCAACCUCCCUCUGUUGUCUUUGAUGAAGUGCACUUUGGAGGUUUCGCUACAAAAUAUAUAAAGACUCGUUUUUUUAUGGACGUGCAUCCACCCUUGGCGAAAAUGUUAAUUGCACUUGUAGGUAAAUUGGCUGGUUUAGAUGGAUUUGAUUUCAAGGAUAUUGGAAAGGAUUAUCUUGAGGAAAAUGUACCGUAUGUGAUUAUGCGUGUAUUUUGUGGUAUAACUGGAUUAUUAGUGGUACCGAUUGCAUAUCUGACAGUACGUGGUGCUGGUCAUUCAAUUGCUGCUGGUUUAGUAGCUGCUUUUAUGGUUUGCUAUGAAAACGGUUUAAUUGCUAAUAAUCGAUUGAUCUUGUUGGAUCCACCACUUUUGUUUUUUACCGCUGCCACUACGCUCAUGUGGGUCAAUUUCCACGGUCAAAAGCGCAAACCGUUCACAUUGUGGUGGUAUGUAUGGUUGGCCAUGACAGGUCUUGGAUUAGGUUUGACUGUCAGUUGUAAAUGGGUGGGUUUAUUCACAAUUGCAACGAUUGGCACGUCAACAUUGAAGGGACUCUGGGAACUUUGGGGGAACACGCGUGUUUCCUCUUCGGUCUUUUUAAGACAUUUUGGCGCCCGUGCCCUCUGCUUAAUUGUUUUACCCGUGGCCGUGUACCUCCUCAUGUUUAGGAUUCAUUUCCAUAUUUUACCUAACAGUGGCGAAGGAGAUGGAUUUAUGUCACCCGAGUUUCAACAAACGUUGGAUGGUCAUACCAGUAUCAAUACGCCUGUUGAUAUUGCGUUUGGUUCCAAAGUGUUUAUUCGACAUGUGGCAACGCGAGGUGGAUACCUUCAUUCUCAUCCUCAUAAUUAUCCCACUGGCAGUAAACAGCAACAGGUGACGUUGUAUCCUCAUCGUGAUGAUAAUAACUGGUGGACAAUUACUAAAGUCAAAGACGUGAAUACAACGGAUAUCGAGUAUAUUAAAGACGGUGAUAUUAUUACAUUUAAACAUGCCGAUACGAACAAACGUUUACAUUCACAUGAUAUCCGUCCUCCUAUGACAGACAUUGAAUAUCACAAUGAAGUGAGUACGUAUGGUUUUGAGGAUUUCUAUGGUGACGAAAAUGAUCAAUGGCGUGUAGAGAUUAUCAAGGGAGAAAAAUCCGAUCCUGAAUCCACCAAACGAUUGCGUACGAUUCAUACAAAGUUUCGCUUGAUUCAUGUCAUGACACAAUGUGCACUUUUCUCUCACUCUGUGAAAUUACCCGAAUGGGGUUUUGAGCAACAGGAGGUCACCUGCAUUAAUGGCGGUAAAAUUGCUAAAACUGUGUGGUAUAUCGAAUCCACCGAGAACAAUCUCUUAUCGCCUGAUGCGGAAAGAGUGACUUAUAACAAAUUGGGAUUCAUUAAGAAAUUUCUUGAAUUGAACAAGGUCAUGUGGGAUACCAACAGUGGAUUAACCUCAUCGCAUCCAUACGAUUCAAGACCAGAGUCUUGGCCACUCUUGCGUCGGGGUAUUAAUUUUUGGUCCAAGGAUAAGUUGCACCUUUAUUUACUGGGAAAUCCCUUGAUUUAUUGGGCUACUUUUACCUCCAUCUUGGUCUGCAUCAUUCUUAAAUCCGUCUUUAUUAUCUUGGACAAACGAGGCAUUCAAAAGGACUUUGGAGAUCUAAGGAAGUUCUAUGAUGAAUCAGCUGGUUUCUUCCUAGUUGGGUGGUUCCUUCAUUAUUUCCCAUUCUUUUUAAUGGGUAGACAAUUAUUCUUGCAUCAUUAUAUGCCAGCCUUAUAUUUCUCUAUCCUCUUGUUCAGUGUUGGAUUCGAUCUCUUGACCAUUCGUCUUGCUAAUCGUAAACGAUUGAUGGCAGCUGCUAUGCUGAUCUUUUCUGUCAUUUACGUCUAUCGUACAUUUAUUCCCAUCACCUAUGGUGAACCCUGGACACAAAAUCUUUGUGAAGAAGCCAAGUGGAGAUCCACUUGGGAUUUCGACUGCGCACAGUAUCACCAUGAUAUUGAGAGUUACAAAGUAAAGAAACCCUUAGUCAUUGAAGGAUUUAGCAAGGUAAAAGAUGCUGUGAGUUCAUUUAUGGGUAACCAUGAACAACAGGCUGAAGUCAUUGGUGGUGUAAAUAUUGUGUCGGAUGCUGCAGAUCUUCCACUUGUAGUGGAAGAAGCCAUGCUAAAUACUGAAGAAGAAGCCAUGACUGGAACACAAUAAACUUUUUUUUUUUUUUACUCUCUCUCUCGUACCACAUGCAAUAAAACAUCGAUCCCUUUUUUUUUUUAUAUUUUAUUUCCAUUGUGAGAAGAG
This is a messenger RNA of Mucor mucedo, 2662 nucleotides long. RefSeq names its product Dolichyl-phosphate-mannose-protein mannosyltransferase-domain-containing protein. NCBI's taxonomy places the organism in Eukaryota, Fungi, Mucoromycota, Mucoromycetes, Mucorales, Mucoraceae. Gene Ontology annotation, biological process: protein O-linked glycosylation via mannose. The record is from RefSeq and is a predicted model, not a curated record. Gene Ontology annotation, molecular function: dolichyl-phosphate-mannose-protein mannosyltransferase activity. Bases 29 to 2569 code for a protein of 846 amino acids. The transcript has 13 exons. Gene Ontology annotation, cellular component: endoplasmic reticulum; membrane.